Ananas comosus (pineapple) is the source of this 1334-nucleotide messenger RNA. Its product is annotated as AT-hook motif nuclear-localized protein 20-like. Lineage: Eukaryota; Viridiplantae; Streptophyta; Magnoliopsida; Poales; Bromeliaceae. Bases 127 to 1041 code for a protein of 304 amino acids. Gene Ontology annotation, molecular function: DNA-binding transcription factor activity; minor groove of adenine-thymine-rich DNA binding. Gene Ontology annotation, cellular component: nucleus. The record is from RefSeq and is a predicted model, not a curated record. The transcript has a single exon.
AUUCUUUCGUCGAGUACGUGUUGCGUGUGUUGGAUUGGAUUAUUAAAUUAGCCCAAAUUAACAAGCUAAUAUAUAAAAAUAAAGAGGAAGAUCGAGCUGGCAAACAGGUGGUGGGCCGGCGCGGCCAUGGGAGGCGUCGACCCCGCCGCCUCCGCCGCCGCCGCCCCGUCCUCUCUCCGCCUCCACCACCUCCACCACCACCUGCUCCUCCUCCGCGACCCCUCCGACGUCAACAGCGCUGCUCCCACCACCCCCAACAGCAGCGCCAGCAACGCCAACGCCGCCACCACCAACAACAACGACGACGACGCCCCGCUCUCCCCCUCCGAACCCGACCCCGACCCCGACCCCGACCCCGACCCCGACCCCCCGGGCUCCGGCUCGUCCUCAGGGCGCCGCCCGCGCGGGCGACCCCCGGGCUCCAGGAACAAGCCCAAGCCUCCCAUCGUCGUCGCCCGCGAGAGCCCCAGCGCGCUGCGCUCCCACGUGCUCGAGAUCGCCAGCGGCGCCGACAUCGCCGGCGCCGUCGCCGCCUUCGCACGCCGGCGCGGCCGCGGCGUCUCCGUCCUCAGCGCCAGCGGCGCCGUCGCCAACGUCACCCUCCGCCAGCCCGCCGCCCCCCCGGGCGCCGUCGUCGCGCUCCACGGCCGCUUCGACAUCCUCUCCCUCUCCGGCGCCUUCCUCCCGGCCCCAACGCCGCCGCCCCCCGCUGGCCUCACCGUCUACCUCGCCGGCGGCCAGGGCCAGGUCGUCGGCGGGAGCGUCGUCGGCGAGCUCCUCGCCUCGGGGCCCGUGAUGGUCGUCGCCGCCACCUUCGCCAACGCCACCUACGAGCGCCUCCCCCUCCCCGACGACGACCCCGAUCCAGCAGCAGACGCCGCGGCGGCGCCUACUCCUUCCGAAGGAAUGCAACUGCAGGAGAUCCCGGGGAACAACGGCGGCGGGGAUUUGGCGGCGCAGCCGGUUUCGAUGGCGCUGUAUAAUCUGCCGCCGAAUCCGCAUAUAUCGAACGGCCGGUCGUCGUCGCCGCCGCCUUAUUAAUUAAGUAGUAGUGUUUGUUCCUCUUCUUCCUCUUUCUUCGUAUACAUUUGAGUGUCUUACUGUGUUAAUAAUCAUUGGCUCACUUGUAUUGCGCAUGCAUGCUUUUCAAAUUUAGGAGCGGAGUGAUCGAUGCAGAGUAGAAUUAUAUGUUCAUGUUCGUGUUCAUGCUCGUGCUCUGUAGUUGCCUUAUAAAUAUGUCACCGCAGGGUUCUUAGUUGUACAAACAAAUUAAGCAAUGUAUCACUAGUUGUAGAACUUAAAAUUGUUCAAAAGCUAUUCUGCCGUUCUGAUCU